AGGAUGGUCAGAAGGUAGGAGUCAGCGGAGAUGAUGCGUGUGUUGGCAUAGUAAACUUUAGAGUAACGAGACAGCUGCACGAUCCACGGAGAUCUGCUAUACAGCCGCUUAAUUGUAGCUAAUACACACAACGAGCGUAGCAGCUCUGCGAUAGUGUGUAGUAAAAUUUUUUAGUUAAUUCUCUCGUUUUUUUGUAGCAUUUGAAUCGCACACCAGUCGUUUUAAAUGCAACGCUGUUUGAUAUAUGAGAAAACAAUGGCUGAGACGAGGAACGGCGGGAGUUCACUGAACAACAACAACAACUGCAAAGACCACCGCAGGAGAAAGUUACUGGUGGGAGUGGAUCUCUUCUGCCUGUUCUUAGCCGGCCUGCCUUUCUUGGUCAUUGAGACCAGCGCUGUUCAGCCUUACCGUAGAGGGUUUUACUGCGAUGAUGAGUCCAUCAAGUACCCGGCCAAAAAUGGAGACACCAUUAGCGACGGUGUGCUUAGUGCUGCUGGCAUUCUAAUCACCAUCCUGUCUAUCAUCAUUGGCGAAAGCUACAGGAUCUACUUUCUGAACGAGGGCUCCAAGUCUUUUGUGGGAAACCCCUACAUUUCUGCUCUCUAUAAGCAGGUCGGGGUGUUCAUCUUUGGCUGCGCCAUCAGUCAGUCCUUCACCGACAUCGCCAAAGUGUCCGUGGGCCGCAUGCGCCCGCACUUCCUUGAUGUGUGCAAACCUGACUUCGCUACUAUCAACUGCUCGCUGGGUUAUAUCACUGACUACCAGUGUCAGGGACCAGAUAACAAAGUUCAAGAAGCCAGGAAGUCUUUCUUUUCGGGACACGCGUCGUUCUCGAUGUACACCAUGCUAUACCUGGUGUUUUACCUGCAGUCUCGUUUCACUUGGCACGGCGCCCGCCUGCUGCGCCCUCUGACCCAGUUCACUCUUAUCAUGAUGUCUUUCUACACUGGGUUGUCGCGUGUCUCUGAUCACAAGCACCACCCCACUGAUGUUCUGGCAGGUUUUAUACAGGGAUCCCUGGUGGCCUACUGCAUAGUUUUCUUUGUAUCAGACUUGUUUAAGCAGAAAGGAAGACGUUCCACCCAACUGCCAACUCCAGUGAAGAAAGAUCUCGUCUCUCCGGCAGAUAUCAGAGAACGAAGCAACCAUCUCAUCAUGGCAUAGAGAAUGCUGCUGACUGACUGUAUAAGAACCCUGACCUGUGCCAUUCAAAUCACUACUAAAGCCACUGGUCCAUACUGGAUAAGAUAAACCCCAACAAUCUGGAUAGUGCAGACAAAUAUGGAAUGUUGAAUAUCUCAAAGGACAAGAGGAGGCUGCGGAAAAAAAACAAUCAAGCCAGUUGCAGUGAGCUCUCUCAAUGGAAUCCUUUUCCUUCGUCUUACCAGACAUUUUAAUGUGGAAAAGAGAGAGCGAUCGUGUGAUAUUUGUCCCUCCUCUCCUGUUUGUGAAAGAAAUCUGCCUCUUCUCUGUGGACUAAGGUCUGAAAUGAAACCAAACUGAGAAAUGGCAGCUGUAAACGAAGCCCUCACCCCUCAGCUGCAGUCAGCAUGGGAGCUAUACUCGUAUUCCUGCCACUCACCCACUCACUCACUCACUGUGUGACAAAUGCAAGCAGUUUGUGCCAAAAAAAAAAACACCCAACAAAUUCCUUGAUAUUAGGAAGGAUAUUCUUUAAGUUUGGUUUUAAUACAAACGAAAGUAUUACGUCAAAUAAACGUACGUGUAUGUUAUAGCACUAUUGUAGUUAAACUCAGUACUGUUUGUCACCACUUGAAUGAUCCUGAAGUGAAGCUUUCGGAAAGCUUCGUACGCCUUUUGUAAGCUUUUAUUACGUCCAUAAUGUGUUCCUUAAAGUGUGCACAUGAGUUACAGUCGGUGGAAAGUGCAGUGAGGGUUUAAAUGUUGGACGUGGGCCUCUUUCUGCUGGAUAGGACGAGCCCCCACUGAGCCAUUUAAUGAAAUGACUGUGUUAUAUGUACCACGCGGGCGCUCGCAAGCGUUAGGUGAGAGUGUGUGAGAGAGUGGGAGCAUCAGCUGUGUCCCCCGUAUGCAUGUCUGUGUGUAUAUUUGGGUGAGGCCUUUCCGUGCGUGUGUGUGUGCGCCAGUGUGUAUUAAUGUCAUGUCUAUAUAUUUCCGUGUUUAUUGCCUCUCUGUCCAACCAGAGACCGGGCACCUGCUCCAACAGACACAUGUAACUCGAGACUGGAACACUGUGGAAAAAAAAAAAAAGAAGCAUCAUCUACUCUACAUGUAUUUUUACUGUUACGAAUCAAUAUGAGUAUUCACAACACUGAGAAAUCCUGUGAUAUCCUGUGAUAUAUCAACAUUUAUAUACUUUCAAAGUAAGACGGGGACUAGAACAGUGGUCAGGUACAAUCAUUUUUUUCUAGACAUAAGCUCAGUUUAAUGGUUAUUUUGGUUUUUGUUUGUUUUUAGCUCAUAAGACCUUGUAGAGUAACACAAGAGGCCUGAAAAUAACUGUGUAUUACAGACAAAAAUCCUAACAUUGAAGCUUUAAAGAGUCGUCAUGCUAAUUUGAUUGUAUGAUAUCGAUGUAGUUAAUGUUUAAGCAGAAAUAAUCCUGAAAACCACUGACUGAAAGUGUCAUCCUUGCUUAGUUUUAACUGACUCCAACUUAAAUCUGACAUUGAUAGAAAAACGAGUCUGUAUACUUUUAUACAGAAUGGUAAAAAUACCGUCUUUAUGUAUAUACAGUGUGUCCUUUGAAAGAAUAUAGAAAUGCCCACUAUGACUUUGUGUCGAGACCUGUGUAAACGUCAAACAUGCUGCUUUAAAGAGACACAUCUUGGCAGACGUCAUCCGGUCAAGCUGACAACUUGUGAAUGUUAAGUUUAAAAACAAAGCUCUCCGUGUAGACGUCUUCAUUACACUUAUAUUAAAAAAAAAUGUAUUUCACUAUUUUUGUAAUGUCAUGUGAUAUUUUGUACAAACUGUGUAAGACGUAUCAAAGAUAAAGUGUCUUGAAUAAAUGAAACGAAACAUCGAA
Messenger RNA from Solea solea (common sole), 3013 nucleotides. RefSeq names its product phospholipid phosphatase 3-like. The record is from RefSeq and is a predicted model, not a curated record. The transcript is spliced from 6 exons. Lineage: Eukaryota; Metazoa; Chordata; Actinopteri; Pleuronectiformes; Soleidae. Gene Ontology annotation, molecular function: phosphatidate phosphatase activity. Gene Ontology annotation, biological process: phospholipid metabolic process; canonical Wnt signaling pathway; phospholipid dephosphorylation. Bases 226 to 1167 code for a protein of 313 amino acids.